AUGGACGAGAGGCCCGCGGCAGCGCCUGCAACAGGGCUAGUCAAAUGUACCAUAUGCGAACUGUCCUUCACCUCGGCGAGUGAGAUCGGAGCACAUUAUAAGGCAUCUCCCAUACAUCCAACUUGUGGGCGAUGUGGGAACUGCUUCCGGGAUAUGACCGAGCUGCUGCAGCACCUUCAAGCUGCGCACGCGGAGGAAAUCUGUGUUUGCGGAAUGUCCGUCAAAAUGGACGAAUUGUAUCUACACUACCAGAGUGCAUCGUGCCACCCCAAAUGCCCCGCUUGCAAUGCGGCCUUCAAGGACGACGCUGGGUUAUUGACGACUAGUCCGAUUGCACAGCCUGUGAAGACCAAGGAAGAGUUGAAGAAGGAGAAGAAGGAGAAGAAAGCGAUGAGGGCGGUGCAGAUGCAGAAAAAUCGGUGCGAAUACUGUAACAAAGGAUUCACAAAGAAGAAGGGGCUCAAGAAACACAACCACAAGACCUCCUUGCACCCGUGCUGCACGCUCUGCGAUGUGGGCUUCGCCUUAUAUAAAGACUACACCGCGCACAUGGCUGCCAAGCAUCCGUCUGCCAUGGUCCUUCCCCCGCUUCCCCCGCGUCUAUCAGUGCCGGUUUCGGCUGUCGCUGGAUCAUCAACUACUGCGGUCCGUACAGAGUCGGAGUCACGCGACAUGCGGAGCAAGCCUGAGGAGGAGGAGGAGGAGGAGGUAUUUCCUUUUAGCUGCUCGGAAUUGGUUGGUCAACGCAUCGAGUCCAACGGCGGAAGCUCGGCAUCAGUGCCCGAUAGAGAGGGGGCGGACGUCCACGCGCCAAUCCUAGACACAAGCCCAUCAAUUCUUGAGGCUAACAACGAGGGAGGCCCUCUCGCGCAAUUUGAGCCGACAUCGGCGGAAUACCGCGCGAACAGCAUGGUAGUCACAUUGGCCGACGAACUGCAGGUCCACGCGUCUGAGGUCGACGACAAAGACGACGCCGAAUCGACCAUAUCGCUUGAGUCCUUACGUUCAAUUUCGUCGACAAGUAUAGAGGAAGAGAACCUGCCUGUACGACGACCUCAGGCUGAAGCACACUUGAACUCGUUCCUCGAAGAGGUCGGGCCGGCCGUUAAUGAGAAGGCGGUGCAAUGCGAGGUAUCCGAUGAAAUCGAGGAGGACGACUUCGAGCAUGUCGAGGCGGCCGAGCGAUCGCCCGAUGGUGGUGACCGUAAAAUGCAGAGCCGGCCAGACAGUGUGAUCAGCUAUAUCACGGCGAUCGACUCAAACCCCGACCGAGACCAUUAUGUCGGCUCUACAGCCACUCUGGAUGACCACGGUGUCCAUCAAGUCCCUGCUAGUCCCAAUGCACCGUCGCUCUCGCUGUCUGAUGGCGAACGAGACCAACGAGACCACGGUCUGUCCACUGGGCCGUCAAGUACCCGGUCAUCAAGUAUUGGAUUUCCCAGCACUGAGUACGAGGCGGCUCUCCGCCUCGUUUCACGGCGGCCACUCGAAGCUAUGCUUGGCUCUGAGGCGUCGGACAUACACUCCGUCCGCUCAGCCCCAGGAUGCAGCUCAGCAUCCUCGAUGACGGAGGAGGAAGUCUCGUCUGUGACGGAGUCCACAGCCACUACCGCGGCCAAUGGGCAAUCAGUGCCUGCUACUUCCAACGCCGCCGUGACCACAUCACAGGUCCGACCUCAGGCUCCAGGCCCAUCGUGGCACUGUCGAAGCUGUGGAAAGGACCCGUGCGAGGAGCCGACCGCGACGCAAUGCGGACAUAUCUUCUGCUAUAGUUGCAUCGUGAAGGAGAUCGCGGAGAAGAUGCACUGCCCUGUGUGCCAUAAGCUCUUCCUCCUGAGACUCAACGUCUCACCUUGA
Messenger RNA from Rhodofomes roseus, 1857 nucleotides. RefSeq lists its product as uncharacterized. NCBI's taxonomy places the organism in Eukaryota, Fungi, Basidiomycota, Agaricomycetes, Polyporales, Fomitopsidaceae. Gene Ontology annotation, cellular component: nucleus. The record is from RefSeq and is a predicted model, not a curated record. Gene Ontology annotation, biological process: regulation of transcription by RNA polymerase II. Gene Ontology annotation, molecular function: RNA polymerase II transcription regulatory region sequence-specific DNA binding; DNA-binding transcription factor activity, RNA polymerase II-specific. Bases 1 to 1857 code for a protein of 618 amino acids. The transcript is spliced from 11 exons.